Triticum dicoccoides is the source of this 640-nucleotide messenger RNA. RefSeq lists its product as uncharacterized. Bases 16 to 381 code for a protein of 121 amino acids. The transcript is spliced from 2 exons. The record is from RefSeq and is a predicted model, not a curated record. NCBI's taxonomy places the organism in Eukaryota, Viridiplantae, Streptophyta, Magnoliopsida, Poales, Poaceae.
GGCCUAGACACGGAGAUGGGCCGCCGCACCGGAGCCAGCCUCGUCCGUGCCCUGCUGUUCGCGUCGCUCUUCGCCGGGUUCGCGGCGCAUCUCGCCGCGGGGGAGAAGGACUGCUACGACGAGAGGGACAGGAUCAUGAGCAUCUGCAUCAAGAGCAUCAAGAAGGAGGGCUUCUACAUGCCCCCAAGCCAGGCCUGCCGCAACGAGGUGAAGAAGGUCGACAUGCCCUGCAUCUGCCGCGUCCUCACCGCCUCCGACGAGCGUACCGUCAGCCCCGUGAAGCUCGUCCACCUCGCCCACGACUGCAAAAUCAAACUCACCGUCGGGAGCAAAUGCGGAACUUACACCGUAGCGCCAGUGCCACCACCCGCGCACGCGUGAGGAGCUUCGAUCAUGGGGAUCGCGCGAGAGGAAGGCCGGUGAAGAAGACUGAGAUCAUUGGCAGAAUAACUAAAUAAAGUGCGCGCGUACGUGCCUGUAUGCUGAGCUAUAUAGUGACUAUCAUCAUCGUCGUAGAAUGUAAUCUGCCAUGGCAUGUUCCCCUCAGAGAUCCCAAUAAUAAAUUAACAAUAGUAAGAAUAAAAGCCUUCUGUCUAGAAUGCUACACUUCAUGCAUUACAAAAGACCGCAGUUGCUACGA